Messenger RNA from Osmia bicornis bicornis, 4010 nucleotides. It is a transcript of the gene MARCH6, whose product is annotated as E3 ubiquitin-protein ligase MARCHF6. NCBI's taxonomy places the organism in Eukaryota, Metazoa, Arthropoda, Insecta, Hymenoptera, Megachilidae. The record is from RefSeq and is a predicted model, not a curated record. The coding region runs from base 153 to 3143 and encodes 996 amino acids. Gene Ontology annotation, molecular function: zinc ion binding. Gene Ontology annotation, cellular component: endoplasmic reticulum membrane. The transcript has 6 exons.
CUUGGUGACCCUGUAGUCACUGCAAAAAGGAAAGAGCUAGAAGUAGCAGUAGACAUUUUCAGAAUUUUGCACAAUAACUUUAAGUUUCAUGCGUCUUUGUCAAGGCAUGCUGAGAUUGUUACUUUAAUCAGUUAUUUUAAAAGAAGCCAAACAUGACGGAGGACAUGUUAGGUGCAGAUAUCUGCAGGGUCUGCCGCUCUGAAGGCCUUGCAGAUAGACCUCUUUUCCAUCCUUGUAUAUGCACAGGCAGUAUUAAAUGGAUACAUCAAGAAUGUUUAAUACAAUGGAUGCGUUAUUCGCGCAAAGAAUAUUGUGAACUUUGUGGAUACCGGUUUUCAUUCACGCCAAUUUAUAGUCCAGACAUGCCACGGCGCGUGCCACUGAAAGAUGUUAUCGGUGGAUUAAUUUCUAGCAUUGUAAGAGCAGUAAAAUAUUGGUUGCAUUAUACUUUAGUUGCAAUUGCUUGGCUCGGGGUUGUUCCAUUGACUGCUUGCAGAACUUACAGAGCUUUGUUCAGUGGACCUCUGGAUCUAGUUAGGAUAAUGUCAUUACCAAUGGACAUACUGUCUACAGAAAAUAUAUCCUCAGACGUGUUUCACGGUUGUUUCGUAGUCACCUGCACACUGUUCGCGUUUAUCGGUAUAGUAUGGUUACGAGAACAAAUUUUACAUGCCGGAGGUCCUGACUGGCUCGAAAGGGACAACGUACAAUUGCCGCCCGUCGAUAACCCACCGCCUCGCGUAGAAGUACCUGCGCAACAACAUCAAGAGCAAAGAGCUCUUCAACAACAGGAGAUUCAAGACAAUAACAAUGUCCCACCGUUCGUUGACGAGCCACCGAUCUUGCCAGAUCAUUCGAACAAUGAUAAUUUAAGAAACGUAGAAGGACACAGGGCGGAGGAAAUCGACGUGUCCGAUAAUCAAAGAAUACCCGAUGCCGAAGGAAUUGGUGGCAAUGUUGAACAGCAAAUGCCCGCCAGGAGCGGCGUACAACAAGCAGAGCAACCUCCUAGAGAUAUGGAGGCCCAAGAUAUCGAACAACCAGUACCACCUAGAGAAGAGUUGCCUGCAGAAGCUGAACAAGCGAAUGCGGGUGCCGGUGAAGGUUGGAGAGAUCAAGUGCAAGGUCAGGCACAAGGAGAAGCCGAAGAAGCAAAUUGGAUUCCACUGGAGUGGGAUAGACCGGCUGAGGAAUUAACUUGGGAACGUCUUUUAGGCUUAGACGGAUCUCUUCUUUUUCUCGAACACGUAUUUUGGGUUGUCUCGCUGAAUACCCUCUUCAUCAUGGUGUUCGCUUUCUGCCCCUAUCAUAUUGGCAGUUUCGCUAUAACGGGUCUGGGAUUACAAGAGUACGCGGCUGCAUCGCACUUCGAAGGAUUAGUUACCACACUUUGUGGUUAUUGCGUUAUUGGAGUCUGUUUGGUAGUUCUUCACACAUUAGCUGCUCUUUUAGGUUUCCAACGCUCUCAGCGUAUAUUGGGUUUAUGUUAUGUCAUAGUAAAAGUUUCUCUUUUGAGUGUCGUCGAGAUAGGUGUACUUCCUUUGGUUUGUGGCUGGUGGUUGGACAUUUGUUCGUUAGCAAUGUUCGACGCCACUCUUAGAGACAGGGAAUCUUCUUUCAGACUGGCUCCUGGUACAUCAAUGUUUAUACAUUGGCUGGUAGGAAUGAUUUACAUAUAUUACGUUGCUUCGUUUAUUCUGCUUUUACGAGAAGUGCUGCGGCCAGGAGUGCUAUGGUUUUUGAGAAACUUGAACGAUCCCGAUUUCUCUCCUAUCCAAGAAAUGAUACAUCUUCCAAUUUUAAGACACGUAAGAAGACUCGUGACAUCCGCGGUUAUAUUUGGAACAGCUAUUUUAUUAAUGCUUUGGCUACCGGUGAAACUUUUAAGAUGGGCUUGGCCAGGAUUUUUACCAUACACAGUGACUGUCCAAAGCGAGGCUCAGGUGAGCGAAUUGUCAUUAGAAUUGCUGUUGCUGCAAGUCAUCCUUCCUGCAUUGCUGGAACAGUCUCAUACGCGAACAUGGUUGAAAGCUUUGAUAAGAGGCUGGUGUCGAGUGGUGGCCUGGAUAUUAGAUCUUCAGUCGUAUCUUCUGAGAGACCAAACCGAGGAUCCAGACCCGGCGGUGAUCGAGGAACCGCAGCAUCCGGAUUUAGGUGCCGCACAUCUGGCGUUAUCGCAACGAGAAGCGCCGAAAGGGUUCCAACCGUACAUCAGACCACGUUGGUUCCCUGCCCGGCUAGUCGGCCUUUUAUUCUGUGUUUGCAUUUCCCUUGUCGUUGCUAGUUUGAUCGCAAUGAUUCUCCCUGUUUGGCUCGGGCGCAGAGUAAUGGCACUAUGGAUGGUCGGAGCUCCGGCUCCGUCUCCGCCGGUCUUACCACCUACUUUGAGCGGAUCUGAAACCAGCGAAGCCACGGUAGCUCUAUCCGGACGAGUACACGAGGUGUACACCGUGGCAUGUGGAACGUACGUAUGUUGGGCUGCAGCGAGAGGAUUAGCCUUAGCAUUUUUCUGGUUACCCCGCGGUCGAAGAGCUGUUCUGGAUAGGGUAAAACAUUGGGCAAUCAUAGGUGUUAAAGCGUCGGUAGCGUUUUUCCUACUUAUUGGCCUAAUACCGCUUUUGUUUGGUCUUCUUCUUGAAUUAGUUGUCGUAGUACCAUUGCGGGUACCCUUAGAACAAAAUCCGAUUUUGUUUAUCUGGCAAGAUUGGGCGUUAGGCGUUUUAUACACAAAAAUAGCAACCGCCAUUACCAUGAUGGGGCCAGAUUGGAGGAUUCGUCUUGCAAUUGAACGGGCGUACAAUGACGGUAUUAGAGAAAUAGAUUUGAAAUUCAUCGUUAUGGAAUUGGCAGCGCCGGUAAUAUGUUGCUUUGGUCUUGCUCUGGCUGUUCCUUACGCUGUAGCCUACGGUAUAAUUCCUCUUCUGAUCACAAAUUUACAGACACAAAUUCUUAUCGCUAGACAUUUAUAUCCUUUCCUUUUAUUAGUAAGUUUGGUGUGUAUCGUUAUAUAUUUCCAAAUUCGACAAUUUAAAAAACUUUACGAACACAUAAAGAACGAUAAAUAUCUGGUAGGGAAAAGACUCGUAAAUUACGAACAUCGAAAUAAGUCUCAAUCGCAGCAACAGCCGCAGGCAUCGAGCUAACGCUCUAGGUAUAAUUUGAUUCUCAACGGUGAUGUGAAAUUAACAAAAAAAAAAAAAUUCUUUGAUGUACAUUCUCUAUCGCGCUUAAUCAUAACGAGCGUUAACUUAUGUUAAUUAUACUUUAAUACUUUCUAUUAUAAUUUAUUGAUGUAAGCGAUACUGAAUAAAUUAAAAAGACUGUUAUCCGAUGUAUCGCUUUUGCGUUUGAUACAUUGCCGAAUGCCGAUAUUUUUUUAUUCGAACGAAGAUACAUUGCUUGAAAGUAACGAUCAGCAUCUUGCGCGGUAACGAAUAGACACGAUUUUCAAAAAGAUCUAAGAUUAACGUUACUUCAUUUAUUACUGAUCGAAUAAAACAUUUUUUGAAUAGAUUAUAUAUAUGAAAAAAUAUAUAUAUAUAUAUAUAUAUUUGAUCUUUUAAAGUAUAACGUACAAAAUUUAAUUAAAGUUGCAUGACACGUUUAGAGCCACUAUGAAAGUAAGACUACGUUUUAACCGAAAAUUUGUUAGUAAUGAAAUAACAUAGACAUAUUUUACUGUAAAACAUUAACGUUUAACAUAGACUUGUAUGAAAUUAAAGAGAAAAAUUUAUACUCUGAUCAUAAUAAAAUGAGGUCGUAUUUCUAAAUCUUCUAAUGUGAUAAAUUCCAACAAUUUCGGCUAAUUAUUUCACGUAAAAUUAGAAUAUAUACUUUACGCGUGGUAUAUAUAAUUUUAUGUACAAAGUUAGAUACAAGUAAGUAUUAUUUAUUUGUACACGUACCAAUCGUUUAGAAACGAAUGAAAAUGCCCGAUCAUAAACAUGUAAAGACGUUCCCGCGAUGUACAUUACAACACAUGUGAAAUAAAGAAUGUCCUUGAGAAGAAA